Molecule: messenger RNA, 3099 nt
Organism: Hydractinia symbiolongicarpus
Lineage: Eukaryota; Metazoa; Cnidaria; Hydrozoa; Anthoathecata; Hydractiniidae
Product: amyloid protein-binding protein 2-like
Exons: 18
Coding region: 139-1962 (607 amino acids)
Biological process (GO): intracellular protein transport
Molecular function (GO): protein binding
Source: RefSeq, a predicted model, not a curated record
GAAAUAUGAGGUGCGAUAAACCAAUGGUAUGUCAACAAAAAGAAGCUUGCAAAACACAGGUGCCAUGUUCAAAAACUCGUUUUCUGCAUAAAAUAACUUUCGGUAUAUCUUUAAAUUUGGAGACGCUUUAGCAAAAAUAUGCUGCAAAUGGAAGUUAACGAAGAUGCAGAGGUUACCAACUAUGAAAGUAAAAGUGAAUUUCGCAAUUUAAACUUAUACAACUUUGCAUUAAAAUAUGUGGCGAAAAAUCUAUUUCUGUUUACAAACACAAUACACUUAAUUCCAGCUCCAAACUUCAGAGAUGUUUUAAAUAAGGCUGUGGAGUUCAAACUUUGUCAAAAUUUACAGAGGCAAAUAUCUAAUCUUGAUUUGUUGGAAAAAGUUUUACAAAAUUCCAGUUAUUGGGGAACUCUUCACAAAUGUAUUCAAAUAAUUCUAACCAAAGAAAAAGACUUUGGUUUUUUUCUUGCCAGUCAAAAAGUAACACAGUAUUCAUUUUUAAAAAAUAUGGUAUCAAAUGGAAAAAGAAACAACCAGGAUGUUUAUCGAUAUGUACAUCAAGCCAUUAAGUUAGCUUCUUUCUUUUGUGAAUGUGGCAUGUAUAGUUGUGCAGAAAUGAUAUACACCUGCAUUGAUGUUGUUGAUUUAAAUGGAAAUAUGAAUAAUGAGCAGAUGCUGAUUGCAUUUGAAGUUUCGUUAAGAAUGGCAUACACAUCUACGCUAGAUUGUAAAUUUGACGAUGCCAACAAAUCAAUAAUAAAUGCCUCUGUUUUGUUGACAUACCUUCAAAAUGCUCAGUUUAAGCCAAAUUGUGCAUUGUUUUAUACCAUUUGCAGUAUGUAUAUGUUCUCAAUAUCACAAUAUGACAAGGCAUACAAUUUAGCUAUACAGGCUGUUCAAGAGCUGGACUCCAGACUGUCUCCUAAGGUCAUUGUUGAUACUCUUAGGCAAGCAUGUAAGGCCUGUAUUAUAAAGCGUUACUUUCCUCAAGCUUGUGUUUAUGCGAAAGAGGCUGUCAGACUUGCAAAACAUUGGUAUGGUAUAAAACAUCCCAAGUAUGCUGAUACCUUGUCUGAUUAUGGUUUUUAUUUGUUAAGUGUAGACUCUGUCAGUAAUGGCGUCAAGUAUUACCAAAAUGCUUUGGAGAUUCGUACAGAACUAUUCGGCGAAAACAAUAUUAUUACUGCAAUCACACAUGAAGACCUAGCAUAUGCUGUCUAUGUUCGAGAUUACAGUCAGGGCAAUUUUCAUGAAGCAAGGAGCCAUGCAGAGCAAGGACUUCGUGUUCUCACCACGCUCCUACCGAAAGAUCAUCUUCUACUCUCUUCUUCAAAACGAGUACAAGCAUUGAUCUUAGAAGAAGUUGCCAUUGAUACUGGAGACGAAGCUGAGGAGAAACGGCUUUUAAAUUGCGCUGAAGAAUUACAUAUAGAUUCUCUUCGAUUAGCCAGGAAAACAUUUGGUGAAAGCAAUGUCCAAACAGCGAAACAUUAUGGGAAUUUGGGACGAUUAUAUCAGAGUAUGAAAAAAUAUAAGGACGCAGAAAUCAAUCAUUUGAAAGCCAUCGAAAUCAAAGAGAAUCUUUUAGGCGCAGAGGAUUACGAAGUUGCUUUGUCUAUCGGUCAUCUUGCAUCAUUGUACAACUAUGAUAUGGAAAAGUAUGACCAAGCUGAGGGACUUUAUUUGAGAUCUAUAGCAAUAGGUCGCAAGUUAUUUGGUGGAUGGUAUAGUGGGCUGGAGUAUGAUUACAGAGGUUUAGUUCAUUUGUACGCAAAUACUGGAAAUUUCAACCAAAUGUCGUCGUUUCAAAUGAAGUUAGCCGAAUGGAAAGACGAGCGCGAGGACGUCCUAUCGUCACGUCACGUCGACGUUGAUUUGAACUUUGAUUGCGAACCUUCUGUAGAACAAGUGCUAAGUUCAAUCAAAGCAAACGCAAACUCCAAACAACCAUGUGGAAGCUAAUUCAAUGUCAAGGUGGUAUGCAGUCUAAUAACACCCGUUUACUUGCCGACGUUUUGGAAAAAGCCCGAUACGCCCUGUGGUGAGAAGCGUUUUUCUGCAAUACAAUUAAUUGCCGUUGAAUUUCGCGCCCUUGGCGUAAAAUAUGAAAUAUGCGGUAUUUUAUUAUCGCAAUAAGUAUAAGAGUUUUUUAAACGUAGUCUUGUUUGACCUAACGUUCAAAACUUUUAUGAAAGUCAAUUUGCAACUAUUGGCUCAUUCUAAGGCUAAUUACCCAAAUUUUUGACUGCUUUCAAGAGGACGUGGCGGUAGCGGAAUAAUUGAGAAGCCUUUUGCCGGUUAAGCCUAGUCUACACCAUGAAUAUACAAAAAGAGCAGAACUAUUAUAGCACGCUAGUACACUGUCCAUUAAAUUACUUUCUUCCUAACUAAAUUAAAAUAAUUUACAGAUAUUGUUGUUAGACAUGACUUUCCAUCCAAAUAAAAUAAAAUAAAUUUUUCUUAGGGUUUUGAGUGUACACGUGACCUUCUCUAUAUACACACCUUUAGAAAAACGUUCGAAAAAAUGUGUCGUCUCCUAUAAUUUUUAAACAAAGUUAAAUACUGCAUAGUUCAGGAGGAUUAAUAUUAGCUAAAACAGGAGGAAAAUCUGUUUGGAAACCAUUUCGAUACCUGUGUCAACGAACAAUUUUACAGUCAGAAUUUUUAUUUAAAAAUUUAUAUAAUUAAAUAUUGUAUAUAUUAGCUAUUUAGAUUUCUUUGUAUAUACGCAUUAUUCUCUCUUUAAAUUACAAUCUAUAGCAUAAAGUUUAUCGUAACAUAUGUUCUGUUUAUAUACGUACUAUAUAAGGUGUUGCAUAUAUUUUGUGUUUUGCAGUACACUUUGAUAGUAAACUGUUAAAUAUAUAUAGUAUAGAUAACGUACGGCAUAUAUAUACGCUGUGCUUGUAACUAUACAUAUAUCGGUUGUGUAAAGAUCACGUAUACACACUCUGUAUAAAAUCAGGUAUAUAUAAUACUGUAUAUAUAUACGGCUUGCGACUAUAUAGGUGUGUAUAUUACAUGUGCGUCUAUCUAGUACAUAUGUAUCAUUUAGUUUUGUAAAGAUAUGUUUAUAAUAAAACUUGCAGUAUCAAAGAA